Salvia miltiorrhiza (redroot sage) is the source of this 2006-nucleotide messenger RNA. RefSeq lists its product as uncharacterized. The record is from RefSeq and is a predicted model, not a curated record. Gene Ontology annotation, molecular function: protein binding. NCBI's taxonomy places the organism in Eukaryota, Viridiplantae, Streptophyta, Magnoliopsida, Lamiales, Lamiaceae. The transcript has 11 exons. Gene Ontology annotation, biological process: regulation of ubiquitin-dependent protein catabolic process. Bases 191 to 1852 code for a protein of 553 amino acids.
AGUAUUAUUAUUAAAAUCAAUAGUAAAAAAAGAGAUGUGGGCCCUUGAUUGUGGGCAAAAUAAAAGCCUUGGUCCUCAAGAAACAAACAAGACUCCCAUUCAUCAUCAACGAAAUCGAACGUACAAAUUAAACCCCUCAUCAUAUCUGUUUCCCUUGGGUGUUGAUUGCGAUUCAAAGUGAAAGAUAAAGAUGGUGAUGGGGAAACUCAAAAUUGGCGGCGCAUGGAGUGGGGUGUUGGAAGUUGAACUGGACGACUGGACUGUCUCUAUGCUGCGCGAAGAGGUCGCCAAUCGAUCCGGCUGCGCCACCCCCAACUGCCUAAACCUCAUCUGCGCCGGCAAAGUCUUGAGAGACGGCGAUGGCUCCGACAAGUUGACCCAAUUGGGCCUCAAAAACAACGCCAGGAUUCUCGCCGCCAAGGUUUCCGUUGAUCAAGACGGCAAGUCCGUCAAAGACGAGUUUCUGGCGGAGGAGGAGCGCGCCAAUAAGCUUUCUAGACUCAAGACAGCUGCCACUAAAUUGGCCACCAGACAUGCGGAUGGUUCAUUACCUGUUGAGGACUUCAAUCUAGAGCUUGAAAAUCAGAGUGGACAAAAGGUGCAGUUGGGGUCGGAGACUGACCAACGGGCAAUAAUGAUGGGACUUAUGCUUCAUGCAAAUGGAAAAGCUCUAAUGAGAAGGGAACAAUAUAAAGAUGCAUUAGAAGUGCUUAACAUGGGUGAGGAAUCUUUUUCUCUGUGCAACCCAAAGGUGAUUGAGAUGGUUGACAACGUACCAAUUCUUCAAAUAGACAUGGUCUGGUGCUAUUUUAUGCUCCGUGAUAUCAGUUGGCUAUCAGUAGCAGGGAUUCGCCUUGAAAAAGCCAGGGAAGGUAUUGAGCGUGCUCAUGGAAAGGAAUCUACUCGUCUCAGAAUUCUCCAAGGAGGUCGCUACCCUGAGCUAGCUUUACACUUGAGGAUGGAGUUGUUAGAAGGUGUGAUUGCAUAUCACCGCGGUCAUUUGCAAAAAUCUAAGAAUGCCUUGAGCUCAGCCCAAACUAAAUACUUCCAGCUUCAGGUACCAGAUGAAUCCCUUUCUUUUUUACUGAGCAUGGGGUAUAAAGAACGUGAAGCAAAGAGGGCCCUCCGCAUGAACAAUUUGGAUGUUGGAAGUGCUCUUGAUUUUCUUGUUGAGGAGAAAGCAAAAAGGGCACAGAAGCGGAAGGAGGAUCUUCAAAGGCAGAAGGAAAUUUUAGAGCAAAAGACAUAUGGAACAACUCCACUUAGGAAAGCUGUGAAUCUAGAGAAGCUGAACGAAUUGGUCUCCAUUGGGUUCCAGAAAGAAGUCGCUGCUGAGGCUCUUCGAAGAAAUGAAAAUGAUGCCGAGAAGGCUCUGGAUGAUUUAACAAAUCCUGAAAGUAAUGCUGCCUUACAGAAUGAAGUUAUUUCAAGGAAAAGAAAAAGACUGCGUGAAGAAACAAAAUCAGCGACUGAAAAUCUAGCAGCAUUGGGUUUCGACAGAGCAUCAGUGGAAGCAGCUCUUCGUGCGUUUGGCUCUGAAGAGCAAGCGUUAAAUUAUCUAGUUUCACAACCCAACACAAAUGCAGCAGGUAGCGCAGGCGCAAACCAACAAGUUGGUGGAUCAACUGCUGAAGAAAGUGGCGGCACAGAUAGCGUAGGUGCAGGCCACGAAGUUGGAGGGUCAUCAAGUCGAAACAAGCCAGUGGAGGAGCGGGACCUAGAGAUGGAGGAUGAACUGACUGGGGAGUUGGAAAAUGCAGACGCUUACUCAGACUACGAUAUUGAAGUCACAAAAGAAGGUGAAGCCAUCAAUGAGUAUUUAGCACUGAUCAGCUCUGCUGAGAAUGCCUAGAAAGUGCCAUCUUCCAAAAAUUAUUGGCCUAAUUUAUUUCCUUGUGUACAGUCUUUAUGGUAGUUAUUAUCCUAGUCUACUUAGGAUUUUCGACUUAUAUCUGAUGGUGGUUGGUAAAACUAGUAAAAUUAAAUAAUUAAGUUAUUUUGAGUCA